Messenger RNA from Lactuca virosa, 1742 nucleotides. Lineage: Eukaryota; Viridiplantae; Streptophyta; Magnoliopsida; Asterales; Asteraceae. The record is from the annotation of a GenBank genome assembly.
UAGACCUAGCCUUAUACAUGUUGUGUUGUUGGGAUAAGCCAUGACUAUUUAAAAAGUAUAGUACAUCGUUUCAGGGCUUUCAUCCUUGAGUCUUAUUCUGAUAAGCUAUCUAUAUAUCAUGAGACGUUUUACUAACUCUGUUCUGGAUAGCAACACAAUUAAGGGAGCAGCCUCGAAUACAAAAUGGUUAUGUGCCAGUCCAAUCCAUUCUGAUGUAGAAGCCAAGCUGAGGUGCCUCUUGGUUGAAUUAGGGAAUGCUGAUAGAAUACUUGGAAUCCAGGUUUGUGCCUACAAAAACGGGCAAGUGAUCAUUGAUACUGCAGCUGGAGUGCUGGGAAAAGACAACCCUCGUCCAGUUCAACCUGAUUCCUUAUUUCCUGCUUUCUCUGUAACUAAGGGUGUCACGGCAGGAAUGAUACAUUGGCUGGUUGAUAAAGGGAAACUAAACCUUGAUGAAAAUGUCGCAAACAUUUGGCCAGAGUUUGGUACAAAUGGGAAGGAUCAGAUAAAGGUUCAUCAUAUACUGAAUCAUACAUCUGGUUUGCACAACGCUCUUGCUGACAAUACUAGAAAUGAUCCUACAUUAUUUUGUGAUUGGGAUGAGUGUGUAAAACGCAUUGCGGAGGUUGCACCAGAGACCGAACCUGGUCGUGAUCAAUUAUAUCAUUAUCUCUCAUAUGGUUGGCUAUGUGGCGCAAUCAUUGAGCGUGCAUCCGGAAAGAAGUUUCAAGAUGUUCUUGAGGAAGCUUUUGUUCGCCCACUAAACGUGGAAGGCGAAUUUUAUAUAGGGAUUCCUUCCGGUGUGGAAUCUCGUCUGGCAAAUCUUACGUACGAUAGAAAUGAAUUCCAUACGUUUUCAGAUCUAAUCGCAAAGUGUAAGUAUAGGACUGCCGUGCCUUCCUCAUUCUUGCCUCACAUACUUGAAAACCUCAUUUCCUUAGCAGACAAGCUCAAUGUCCGCCGUGCUAUAUUACCAGCCUCUAACGGACACUUCUCGGCCCGUGCAUUAGCCCGCUACUAUGCCGCCCUUGUGGACGGUGGUACGGUCCCUCCUCGCCAUUCCUCCUCCCUCCCACCACUUGGAAGCCACCCUCACCACCCCACGUUCCCCUCCAAGAACCAGAAAGAUGAAAGUACUGACACCUACUUCACAAAUCCUAAACCCGAUCAUUUCAUCCGAAUCCCCGAAACAGACGCCACAGGUGAUGAAAUCGAGACUAAAAUCUUUAGCAACCCAAAAUCAAAACUUCAUGAUGCGUUCUUGGGAAACGGAAAAUAUAAGGAUUUAAUCUUACCGAAAGGAAAAUUUGGACUUGGGUUUAGGAAGGUUUGCACGAUGGAUGCAUGUUCGACGAUUGGGUUUGGUCACGCAGGGUUGGGUGGGUCCAUGGCAUACUGUGACAUUAAUAACAGGUUUUCUAUUGCGGUGACUCUAAACAAGUUGUCUUUCGGGGAUUUGACCGGAGAGAUAAUCCGGUUUGUUUGCUUGGAACUUGAUCUUCCUGUACCGAAAGAUUAUGGGAGAUCUUGUAAGUUCAUGGAGAAACCGGUGUUUAAUUAAAGGUGCUUUGAUGGAAACGUGCUCAUAGUAUUCGAGGGAAACUUUACUACUUUAGUAUUCAUGUAUUUUUAUAGCGAUUUUGAGUAAAAACUGUUUUAAGGAAGUAUACAAUUGUUGUGUAUAGGGAUCUUCUCUUCACCCAUUUGCGCACUAAUUUUAUUUUUGUUCUUGUCGUGAUUAA